Ilex paraguariensis (yerba mate) is the source of this 1446-nucleotide messenger RNA. Lineage: Eukaryota; Viridiplantae; Streptophyta; Magnoliopsida; Aquifoliales; Aquifoliaceae. The record is from the annotation of a GenBank genome assembly.
AUGGAGGAAGAGGGUUUAAGCAAGCGCAAGGAAGAGCCAUGGCGAGUUCUCGAAUUCUACAGUGGUAUCGGUGGCAUGAGAUAUUCAAUAAUGAAGGCUGGUGUGAAUGCAACUAUGGUGGAAGCCUUCGACAUAAACGACGUCGCUAACGAUGUUUAUGCGCACAACUUCGGACACCGACCCUAUCAGGGUAAUAUUCAAACGUUGCGUGCUGCUGAUCUUGACAGCUACCAGGCGCAUGCAUGGCUUCUUUCUCCUCCUUGCCAGCCUUACACUAGACAAGGUCUCCAAAAAGACUCAAGUGAUGCUCGGGCCUCCUCUUUUCUCAAAAUUCUCGAACUUAUACCACAAACUUUGCGACCUCCACUGAUGCUCUUUGUGGAGAAUGUUGUUGGAUUCGAGACAUCUGAUACACAUAGGAAAAUGGUUGAGAUGUUGGAAGAAACUCAUUUUCUUAUACAGGAGUGCAUUUUGAGCCCACUGCAGUUUGGUGUGCCCUAUUCUAGGCCACGUUACUUCUGCCUGGCCAAAAGAAAACCUUUAUCAUUUGGGAACCCACAGUUCAGCAUGCAGCUUCUUUUGGGCCCAGGCCUAUUAUAUGGGCGUGAUGAAAACACCAUGAUCAAUGAAGGUGAACAAGCACAUGAGGGUUGGGAUAAUUUGCUUCAAGCUUGUGUGCCUAUAGAGAGUUUUCUUGAACUCAAGAACUAUUGCAAACAAGGGGAUUCAGAAUCUGGCCUUUUGCAUGCCAAUGUUUCUUCAGAUGUUUCUGAAACAUUGGAGGAAACUGAUGAAGGAAAUGAAUCCUUCAGCUCUUCAAACCAGUAUUUUGUUCCAUUAAGCUUGGUAGAGCGAUGGGGAAGUGCCAUGGAUAUUGUCUAUCCUGCUUCAAAGCGGUGUUGUUGUUUUACAAAAAGUUAUUAUCGAUACGUGAAGGGUACUGGUUCCCUCUUGGCAACGGUUCAGGUAGGAUUUCCAUGCAAGCAUGCUGAAGCUAUGUUAAUAGCUGAGAUAUAUGUGCGGGUACUUGCAUGUUUGCCAUUAUUUUGUUUAUGCAAUGUAACAGUUAAAUGUGGAAACUAGGUAGGCUUCUCACAACAUAUAUUUACCUUCUUUGGUGCAUUUUUUGGCUUUUCGAAUUUUCAAGAGUCUUGAUGGGUCACAUUGAGGAUAAAGCAAAUAUUUUUCCAGAAAAGACCAAUUCCCUUCUCUCAUUCAUACACAUUUUUUGCCAAUAUCUUGUCUGUUUCUCUAGACCCAUGCCUCUUCUCUCUCUUCCUCUCCGUUUGUUGCACUGCCAAUAACCAUGUACAAUGGACUCACUGCAACCUCGCAGGUUUCUGCUGUCCCUCUCUCUCUCUUUCUCAAAUUUUACAAUUUUUAUUCAAGCUUGAACAAGUUAAAAUAGCAAUUUUUAUCUCCCAGUCUAAUGGUGUGCAGGACGUU